Messenger RNA from Parascedosporium putredinis, 7305 nucleotides. The record is from the annotation of a GenBank genome assembly. Lineage: Eukaryota; Fungi; Ascomycota; Sordariomycetes; Microascales; Microascaceae.
AUGCCCAUUGCCAUAGUCGGCAUGGGCUGCCGCCUUCCCGGCGGCGCAGACAGCCCGGACAAGCUGUGGGAGAUGUUGUCGCAGAAGAAGUCUGCGAGAAGCGAAACGCCGUUGAGCCGAUUUAAUAUCGACGCGUUUUACCACCCUAACGGGAGUCGGAAUGGAUCUAUCAACAACCGUGGCGGUCACUUCCUGGACCAAGAUAUCUCGGCCUUUGAUGCGCCGUUCUUCUCUAUAUCGCGGGCUGAGGCCAUCAGCAUGGAUCCGAUGCAGAGGAUUCUGCUCGAGGUGACCUACGAAGCCCUAGAGAAUGGUGGAAUCCCAUUAUCACAACUUUCGGGGUCCGAAACGGGUUGCUUCGUAGGGUGCUUUACACAAGACUACGACGAAAUGGCCAAGCGAGAUGCCGAGGUCCUCCCGAAAUACCACUCCAUCGGUACGGGCAAGUCCAUCCUCUCGAACCGCAUCAGUUUCUGUUUCGAUCUCAAAGGCCCCAGCAUGACUCUCGACACCGCCUGCAGCAGUAGUCUCGUAGCCUUGCAUUUGGCCUGUCAGAGCCUGCGGUCUGGAGAAAGCACGACUGCCAUUGUUGGUGCCACCAACUUGAUCAUCAGCCCAGACAUCAUGGUAGGUAUGACGAAUCUGGGAUUCUUGAGCGCUGAUUCCAUCUCCUACGCAUUCGAUAGCCGGGCCAACGGGUACGCUCGCGGAGAAGGUGUAGCGGCCCUCGUGCUGAAGCCGCUACACGAUGCCUUGCGCGACGGCGACGUCAUUCGCUCUGUCAUUCGCGGAACCGCGGUCAAUUCGAAUGGCAGAACCCCUGGUAUCACGCUCCCUUCUCGUGAUGCCCAAGUCAGCUUGAUACGCUCCGCGUAUAAGAUGGCGGGUCUAGAGGACGAAUUUGCCACCACGGCAUACGUCGAGGCCCACGGAACUGGAACAUCGGCGGGCGAUCCAAUUGAAGCCAAUGCCAUUGGUGCUGUGCUGGGGACAGCAAAUGGCCGGAAUCCGAAUAUUGAUUUCGACGGACUCAACAUUGAGGUGCCGACAGAGACGGUCGAGUGGCCGGUUGAAGGUGUCCGACGAGCAAGUAUCAACGGCUUUGGCUACGGAGGUACAAACGGCCAUGUGAUUGUGGACGAUGCCUACCACUACCUGUUGUCGCGAGGCCUUAAGGGCAACCAUAAGACUCGUAUUCCAGCGAGCCACGUCAAGCAGAAUGGCGUCAACGGCCUAUCCAAUGGGCACACUCACACCAAAUUCCGUCUUUUCCCGUUAUCAGCCAAUGACUCCACGGCCCUAGCAGACAAUGCGCAGUCCCUAGCACAAUUCCUUGAAGGCAAGAUCCAAUCCGGGAGUACUAGUGAAGAGUUCCUUGACGACCUGGCUUGGACACUCAGUAAGCGGCGAUCCCAACUAGAAUAUCGCCAAAGCAUUGUCGCGACCACAGCGCAGGACUUGAUGGACAAGUUGAAGGCGCAGCUAGCCCCAAUUAGAUUCAUCAAUAGUCCACCCAAACUUGCUUUCAUAUUUACUGGCCAAGGCGCGCAGUGGUGGGGUAUGGGACGCGAGCUAAUCUCGCAUCCCACAUUCAAGAAAACCCUCGACCUGUGCAAUGCAUCUCUACAAGAGCUAGGUUCUCCCUGGAGUUUACUUGAUGAGCUGAUGAAGGACGAAGCCGACUCACUGGUGAAUCAAGCACCAAUCUCCCAACCGCUCUGUACCGCGAUCCAAGUUGCACUCGUGGACCUUUUUGCUUCUUGGGGUGUGAGGCCAUGGCGCGUGGCCGGUCAUUCGAGUGGCGAGAUUGCAGCAGCCUACGCCCUUGGCACCCUUACCCUCGAUUCGGCGAUCAGGGUAUCCUACUACCGCGGGCUACUAGCCCCCAAGAUCCGGAAAUUAGGUUAUGACGGAGGCAUGCUCGCGGUGGGUCUUUCUGAAGUCGAGACUCUCGCCGAAAUUGAGGCUUUGGACGAUGCAUCAGGCAAGGUCGUGGUGGCUUGCGUGAAUAGUCCACGCAGCACAACCGUUUCAGGCGAUGUCGCCGCCCUGACAGAACUCCAGGCCGCGCUCACCUCUCGCGGGAUAUUUGCGCGGAAACUUCUUGUCGACACGGCAUAUCAUUCUCACCACAUGUUAGCCAUCUCCAAAGAGUACAAAUCGUAUCUGAGCAACCACCUCGAAGUCGCACCGAUCAGCGGCACCGAGGUCGUCGGGAUGUUCUCGAGCGUCAAGGCCCGAAGACUACUUCAGGGUGAGCUCCUGGACGCAGCGUACUGGAUAGAAAACAUGGUGUCACCCGUGCGGUUCUACGACGCCGUUGCGGAGCUGUGCGGUGAGGCUACGCAGAGCGAUGAAAAGUUGCUCCUCGUGGAGCUGGGGCCGCAUUCAGCACUCGCCGGGCCUGUGAAACAAAUAGUGGCUACCUUGUCGUCCUCCUCUACAGUUACCUACCAGUCUUGUCUUGUGCGUGGCAAGGACGCCUCGAGCACAGCCCACUCCCUUGCUGGUUCGCUCCUAGACCAAGGGUUCCCGGUCGACAUGUACCCAGGGUCGCCGCGACAACCCCUCAGCGACCUGCCUCCAUACCGCUGGAACCACACGAGGAAAUACUGGUCCGAGUCUCGUAUCAACCGUGAUUACCGCUUACGCGCAGCUCCACGCACCGAUUUGCUCGGAGCGCCCACGUCAGAUUGGAAUCCCCUUGAGCCGCGAUGGAGAGGAUUUAUACGACUAGCUGAGCAGCCGUGGGUGGCCGACCAUGUAAUCCAGGGCGCUAUUCUCUAUCCCGCUGCAGGGUUUUGUUGCAUGGCCCUGCAAGCAGCCGCUCAAUUUGCGGCAAUGAGAGGAGGCGGCCCAAUUACUGAAUAUCAGAUCCGCGAAAUGAGCAUCUCCCGGGCGCUCGUCGUUCCACAGGAUGAUGACGGCGUCGAGGUUGUCUUCUCCCUGCGGCCCGCACCUACAGGUAGCGUGUCAUCUUCUGACACCUGGAAUGAGUUCCGUAUCUUUUCGAAUACGGACGCGGGGGACUGGACUGAACACUGCCGCGGGCUGGUCUCGGUUGGGCGUGACCCCAAAACUAGCAUCCUCGACAAGGGCCUCGCGACCAAUGCGCAGGAAGCCCAACGGACUUGCAUAACCCCCGUUGAUGUUGCACAAUUGUAUGAGGGCCUUGACGCGGUCGGUUUAUCCUACGGUCCGGGUUUCCGCUCCAUCAAGAGUCUCAUCGCGGGCUCUUCGAACGAGGUUAUGGGAACCCUGCAGGUCACGGACACUAAGCGUGGGAUGCCCGGAGGCCACGAAUUCGAUCGCUUGGUGCACCCAACCACGAUGGAUGCCAUGUUACAGCUCUGCAUCGUCGCACUAUGCAAGGGUGACAUUCGGAAUCUUGAGCAGGCGUUCGUGCCGACUUUCGUGAAGGAGGUGACGGUCUCCGGCCAGAUCGACGCGCCAGCGGGCCGCCUAUUCUCGGCAGCGGCAAAGGCACAAGCUCACGGGUUCCGCGACGUUGUGGCUAGCGUAACCAUCCAUGACCAAGACACGUUCAUGCCUGUGAUCCGAAUGGACGGCGUUAAAUGUCGAGCCAUAGCUUCCUCUGGUGGUAGUCUGGCCGCCUCGAAGAGCGCACCGCUCUACAAGCACAUUGGCCGCAUUCUCUUGGAACCGGACGUAGACCUUCUCACAUUCGACCAUCUGAAUACGCUGCUCAGGAAUCCGUUGAAAAAUACAACCCACGUGCCGCGCAUACGCGAUUUGGAGUUUCUUACAUACUCAUUCAUCCACGCCGUUUUGAAAGAGGUCGACGCGUCGGAGAAGGCUAAGAUGCAAAGCCAUCACGUCAAGUUCUACGAGUACAUGGAGACACAGCACCAGCUCGUCCUAGAAAAUCGACACGAACAACAGACUGAUGAGUGGACGAGGCUCGGAGAUGCUGAUGUCAUUUCACGGCUCGACCGCAUGAAAGAGGAACUAUCGCGCGAAGGGGACUACGAGGGCCGGAUGAUUUUGCGUAUGGGCCACGCUCUGCCUGGGGUGUUGCGAGGUGAAAUCGAUCCUCUCGCACUAAUGAUGGAGGAUGACUUGUUGCACGGCUACUACCGUUACUUGGAGAUCGGCGCCGGUACUGGUGGCUGCACUCGGCCUGUCUUGGACGCCCUCAGUGGUUCCGGCUCAUACAAGUAUCCUCGACUCAAGUCGUAUCUUUACACCGAUAUCUCGGCCGGCUUUUUCGAUAAAGCCGAAGCCUGGCUACGUCCUGACUGGGGUCGUCUCGUCGAAUUCAAAAAGCUCAACAUUGAAGAAGAUCCGGAGUCGCAGAGUUUUGGCCAGGUGGACGUCAUCAUCGCAGCCAAUGUCCUCCACGCGACCAAGGACAUCAACCGCACCCUCGAAAACACGAGGAAGCUCCUCCGCCCAGGUGGCAAACUUGUGCUUUUAGACAUGUCGCACAAGCUACUCUCUGUUGCCGCCAUCUUUGGAAAUCUUCCGGGUUGGUGGCUUUCUACCGAAGAGUGGCGAGAGCAAAGCCCUCUUUUGAACGAACAGCAGUGGCGCAGUGUGUUCCUCCAAACAGGCUUUGGCGAUCUGGAGGCCAGUUCACCCGACUUGCUCGAUCCGUUGGAUGAAGGGACACGUCUUUUGAUUGCUACAGCGGUGGAGCCGGCUAAACUAUCCAUCAACGGUAGUCCCAAUGGCGUAACCAACGGCCUCACCAAUAGUCUCGCCAAUGGAAACAUCAACGGCGUGAAAGAACACCAGAAAUUGAUUGUCCUUCGCCCACACACUCCUUCAUCCUCCGAGAAUACUCUCAUCCAGGCAAUUGAAACCAAGCUAGCUGAACAGGGUACCGAGCCCAACGUCUGCUCCCUUGAGGAUCUCGAUGAUACGGAUUUGAACGGGACACCUAUCAUCAGCCUAGUCGAGUUAGAACAGCCGUGGCUCCAGGAUAUCUCGCAAGAGGACCUGAGUCGACUGCAAAAACUCACGCAAACAUCGAGCGGCAUCAUUUGGGUCACGCGAGGCGCUGUAAGCACAAAGCCAGAGCUUUCGGUCUUCCACGGCCUAGCAAGAUCACUGCGCGCCGAAGAUGAAGGGCGGCGGUACGUAAGCGUUGACUUCUCCGAGCCACCGCUGCCCGACACCACCACAGCCGACAUGAUUCUCAGACUGUAUAAGCAACACUUCCACGAUAAGAGCAAAUCAAGCGACAAUGAGUUUAUCGAAAAGGAUGGCAUGCUCUGGAUCAAGCGCCUUGUGCAGGACGACGAGAAUAAUCAACGAGUGGCUGAGCGGACAAGAAACAUUAUCCCCGAGCCCAAGGAUCAAGACAUCGCGGAACAACGGGAACAUCGACCGUUGAAAUUGCAAGCCAGAACAAUUGGAACCAUCGAUUCCCUAGCUUUCACCGAUGAUGAAGCUCAUAACCAGCCUCUUUCACCAGGCCAAGUAGAGAUCGAGGUACAGGCAGUGGGACUCAAUUUCCGCGACGUGUUGAUUACCUUGGGCGAAGUCACUGAUGACUACCUCGGCAAUGAGUGCUCCGGCAUUAUCACCAAGGUUCACGACGAUGUGUCAAACGUGGCUGUAGGCGACCGCGUGGCCGCUUGGUGCCUUGGUAGCUUCGCAACACGCCUGCGCUGUCCAUCCAACCGCGUGCAGCGCAUCGCUGACGAGAUGUCGUACUCUACUGCAGCAUCGGUACCGCUAGUAUAUGUGACAGCCUACCACAGCCUCGUCAACAUUGCUCGCCUUCAACGUGGGGAAUCGGUGUUGAUCCACGCUGGCGCUGGAGGUGUGGGUCAGGCCGCGAUCCAGGUGGCCAAGAUGUGCGGUGCCGAAGUCUACGCCACCGUCGGAUCCGCAGAAAAGAGGGAGCAUCUAGCGUCUGCCUACGGAAUCAGGCAAGAUCGCAUCUUCAACAGCCGCGACCUUAGUUUCGUGCAGCAGAUCCAGCUCGCGACCCAAGGGCGUGGAGUGGAUGUUGUCCUAAACAGUCUCUCGGGUGAUGCUCUGCAGGCCACCUGGACUCAGCUCUUAGCUCCAUUUGGUCGCUUUAUCGAGCUUGGGAAGCGCGAUAUCGAUUCGAACGGCAGGUUAGAAAUGUCACCCUAUGCCAAAAACGCCAUGUUUGUCGCCGUCGAUGUCACCCAUCUAUGGAGGGAGCAACCGGUAUUGGCAGGCGACAUCUUGGCAGACGUGUUCAAGAGGUUCCGGGAGGGCCUCCUGAAUCCCGUGCGGCCAAUACUCGUGGAACCCUUUUCCAGAGUUGUACCUCGUCCACUACAACCGGCCACAUUCCCAGAGGAUGCGACCUAUCUCCUCGCGGGCGGCCUUGGGGGCUCGGACGAAGCAUAUCACGCGUCAUCGGCUGCCGCGAAAGAGUUGAUUGAGGAACUGCACCAGUCCAGGGUCAAAACCGUCGUUCUUGCAUGCGACGUCACCGAUACAGAAAAAGUCUCGGAAGCCCUUAAUACUGCGCUAGAGACUCUUCCACCACUUCGGGGCGUAAUCCAGGGUGCCAUGGUUCUGAAUGACGCUGUGUUCGCCAACAUCACGCACAACUCGUUCAUCUCAACGCUACGGCCCAAGGUCCAAGGGUCGUGGGCGUUGCACCGCGCGACGCUCGAUAGAAACGCGCCGCUGGAUUUCUUCCUCAUGUUAUCGUCAGUAGCCGCGAUGGUUGGAAAUGCAGGACAGUCUAACUACGUCGCGGGUUGCACUUACCAGUCGGCGCUCGCCAAGCACCGUCAUAUGCACGGCCUCCCCGCCACCGCGAUCGACAUCGGCAAGGUCGCCGGGGUUGGAUUUGUCGCCGAGAGUGGAGCAGGAACCGUUUCCGAAGCGAACCUGAUGCGGCUUGGCAUGCCCGACAUAUCCGAGACCGAAUUGCUAACGAUGCUGGAGAUUGCCAUCAAUAGCGAGUCUAUCACGCAUUAUGGUGGCGAGCAAAUGGUGGCAGGUAUCGCGGAUAUCACCAAGCCCGGUCCGAAUGCGCACAACAGCCUCCAGGAUAGCGAGGUUAGCGACAGCCGAGGAGGAAAUGGCGGAGCGGGUAUUGGCAGCAUUGUCCGGCCGGUUGGCGCGGGCGCUGAUGAUUCCGGCCGAAGAGGUCGACCCGGUCAAGUCGCCGGCGAACUUGGGGCAGACUCGCUCGUUGCCAUUGAGCUUCGCAACUGGCUCUCUCGCGAAGGCGACGUUCAGGUCCCUGUGUUUGACAUCCUACAGGCGCCGAGUCUUUUGGCGCUGGCAAGCAUUGUAUUGAAACUUGUGAAGGCUCAGCUUGGCAAGAUUGUGAGGGUAGUCUAG